AUGAGCUCUCUAUCUCUACUCAGCCUUCCAACGGAGGUUCGGCUGAACAUUUACUCUCAUCUUUUCGACGAUGAGUGCCUCUACAUCGAUUCACCCACCGGAACAUCUCCAUCAAAGCAGCAACCUCAGCCUGCACUUUCUCCUAUCCUGCGAACAUGUCGACACCUUCGCGAUGARGCCGGCCCUUUAUAUUUCAGCAAAGUCAAAGUCCACUUCGCCGUCCGCAAAGCARUACCGUGUGCAAACUUGAUCCACUGGCUGGAUAGCAUUGGCGAGUCGAACGUCAGGCUACUUCGAAACAUCACCAUGCGUUKGGAGAACUAUGUCGAUAUCAAUAUCGAGUUGAACCACAACGCUCGAGUGUCAUCGAACGACGUCGCAUCGUACGUACCUGCGAACGGUACAGGACAAACGGACACAUCAGUCAGCAGCAGGCCUGCAACAUCCACCAUUGAUAUGCCAUCGAUCAUGCUUGGGGAGCAAUACAUUUUCCAGGCUCCCAUUUUCAACCCCACCACCAGAUCACAUAUUGGUCAGAACCACAUCUUUACGAUAAAAGGAACAUCGGAUUCAAAGGAUCGGAAAGAGUAUUGGAAAGCCAACGGAACGGCGGAGUUCUGUGAUACUUUGGCCAAGCAUCUCUCGCCGAGAAUAGGAGCGACUUUGGAAAACAGAGGGGUUUACUUGAGUUCGAGAGAGCUUGUUGAGUUCGUUGGCGAUGCUAGUAACCAUGCGGCCAGCCUUCGGUGGCUGUGGUACUGGUAG
This is a messenger RNA of Ramularia collo-cygni, 765 nucleotides long. RefSeq lists its product as uncharacterized. NCBI's taxonomy places the organism in Eukaryota, Fungi, Ascomycota, Dothideomycetes, Mycosphaerellales, Mycosphaerellaceae. Bases 1 to 765 code for a protein of 254 amino acids. The record is from RefSeq and is a predicted model, not a curated record. The transcript has a single exon.